Messenger RNA from Choloepus didactylus (southern two-toed sloth), 1474 nucleotides. It is a transcript of the gene F7, whose product is annotated as coagulation factor VII. The transcript is spliced from 8 exons. The record is from RefSeq and is a predicted model, not a curated record. NCBI's taxonomy places the organism in Eukaryota, Metazoa, Chordata, Mammalia, Pilosa, Megalonychidae. Gene Ontology annotation, biological process: proteolysis; blood coagulation. Gene Ontology annotation, molecular function: serine-type endopeptidase activity; calcium ion binding. Bases 70 to 1413 code for a protein of 447 amino acids. Gene Ontology annotation, cellular component: extracellular region.
AGAACUUUGGCCGAGCAGUCCCCAUCUGGAAUGUCAACAGACAGUGACCAACACCACUGAGCUUUCAUCAUGGUUUCCCAUUCCCACAGGCUCGCCUUUCUCUGCUGCUUGCUUGGGUUUCAGCGAUCUCUGACUGCAGUCUUCAUAAACCAGGAAGAUGCCCACAGUGUCCUGCACAGACAAAGGCGAGCCAACACGUUCUGGGAAGAACUCAGGCCGGGGUCCCUGGAGAGAGAGUGCAAAGAGGAACAGUGUUCCUUUGAGGAAGCCAGGGAGAUCUUCAAGAACCCCGAGAGGACCAAGCAGUUCUGGGUGACUUACAAGGAUGGAAACCAGUGUGCGUCAAAUCCGUGCCAGAAUGGGGGUUCCUGCGUGGAUGAGUUCCAGUCUUACAUUUGCUUCUGCCUUCCUGAUUUCAAUGGCCGGAACUGUGAGACAAACAAAAACAGCCAGCUGCUCUGUCUGAAUGAGAAUGGGGGCUGCGAACAGUACUGCCACAACGACGUGGAGGCCCAGCGCUCCUGCAGCUGUCAUGAGGGGUACACCCUCCUGGACGAUGGCAUGUCCUGUGAGCCCACAGUUGAAUAUCCGUGUGGAAAAAUACCUGUUCUGGAAGGAAAUGACAACACCUCCCGAGGCCGAAUUGUGGGCGGCAAGGUGUGUCCCAAAGGGGAGUGUCCGUGGCAGGCUAUGUUAAAGCUGAAUGGGGAGCUGCUGUGUGGGGGGACCCUGCUUGAUGCCACCUGGGUGGUCUCCGCAGCCCACUGUUUUGACAGAUUCAACCUAAGACACAUGAAGAAUUUAACAGUGGUGUUGGGUGAGCAUAACUUGCGUGAAGAAGACGGCCAUGAACAGGAACGGCGAGUUGCUCAAAUCAUAAUCCCUGACAAGUAUAUUUCAGGCAAGACCAACCACGACAUCGCCCUGCUCCUCCUGAGGAGACCGGUGAACUUCACCGACCACGUGGUGCCCCUCUGUCUGCCUGACAAGAAGUUCUCUGAGCAAACGCUGGCCUAUAUCCGGUUCUCCACCGUGAGCGGCUGGGGGCAGCUUCUCCACGGAGGUGUCACGGCCCUGGAGCUCAUGACCAUAGACGUGCCCAGACUGAUGACCCAGGACUGUAAGGAGCAGACGCGGAGGACUGCAAACUCCCCAGUGGUGACAGAAAACAUGUUCUGUGCCGGCUACCUGGACGGGACCAAGGACUCCUGCAAGGGUGACAGCGGAGGCCCCCACGCCACCAAGUACCACAACACGUGGUACCUGACGGGGAUCGUCAGCUGGGGCGAGGGCUGUGCGGCCGUAGGCCACGUUGGGGUGUACACCAGGGUGUCUCAGUACAUCGAAUGGCUGAGGAGGAUCAUGAACUCGAAACCGAGCCCAGGCCAUGUCCUGCGGGCCCCUCUUCCCUAGCUGCUCACCCUCUGCCCUAGGGAUCAAUUUCCAUGUGGAAAUAAAGUUGCUGCUGCUUGGA